Diuraphis noxia (Russian wheat aphid) is the source of this 3406-nucleotide messenger RNA. RefSeq names its product high affinity 3',5'-cyclic-AMP phosphodiesterase 7A-like. The record is from RefSeq and is a predicted model, not a curated record. Gene Ontology annotation, molecular function: 3',5'-cyclic-nucleotide phosphodiesterase activity. NCBI's taxonomy places the organism in Eukaryota, Metazoa, Arthropoda, Insecta, Hemiptera, Aphididae. Gene Ontology annotation, biological process: signal transduction.
UGUGUGUACGCGCGCGGUGUUGUGCGCCAGACAGCUGCGUGCGUGUGUGCGCGAGAGUUUUGUGCGCGUCCGCUACGGUGCUCGCCGGCUGCUGCCGCUCUGCCGCUCGCUCGCCGCUACCGCUCGCUAUAUAGUCGCCGCCGCCGCCGCCGCCCGAUCGUCUCCGUGCGUGUGCGUGCGGCGCGUGUGCGUGCGAGCGUGCCCAUCGCGCCGGCAGAGCGAAAGAGACGACAGAUCGAAAGAAGGAGUGAAUGAGCGAGACGGAACUUGUGAGCGAGUGAGACGGAGUGAUCGCGCGCGCGCCGCCGCCGUCUCAGUGUGUGUGUGUGUGCGUGCGUCGCCGGAGUGACUCUAUUCGCCGGCCGGCCGCCCUCAGUUACGCGCGCGUAUAGAUAAUAAUAGUAAUAAUAAUAAUAAUAAUAUAUAUUUUUUCUCGUACACCUAUACAAUAAAUUAUACUCUAUUAUCAAUCUGUUGUAAUUAAAUAUUUUCUGCUCAUAUUAUUAUAUGUAAUUAUUCCUCCUGCACCCCGCUCCGAUCGUAACGACAACCGCUAUCCCGCAGCCUCUGCCAUCACGGGAUGCGAUAAUAUAGAGUCGAGAUAACGAUAUUAUUUCCGCCGCCGCCGUCCCGUUUCGCUGCCCGAUCGGUUAACCGCCCGACCGCGGCCGUCGUGCUGGUUGUAUGCGACUAGGCAUAACCUUGUCGCUGCUUCCGCCAUCAUAGUCGACAUCAUAGUCUCCAUCUUCCGCCGUCACGUGCGUCUCGGUCUGUUCCACGUGCGACGACGACGGUCUACUGCGAGUCUGCGACGCUUUGCAAUAGGACAGUGAUUGCCGCGCGGUGGUGUCGUUGGUAACGGCGGCGGCGGUGGCGGCGGCGGCGGCAACAGCGGCCGACUUUUACUAUUGUUACUACUGGACUGCGGCGGCCGUCGUCUUCUGCUGCUGCAGCUGUCGGCGCCGGUGGUGUUGACGUUGUUGUUAUUGUUGUUUUUGUUGUUGUUGUUGUUGUUGUUGUUGUUGUGCACUUUUGCCACCUCCACCGUCGCCGUCACCAAUAAUUCCGGUCCGUCUCACCUACUGCAUCACACUCCGCCGAAGUGAUGCAACAACAAUGUGGUUUUUGCGCCGCUGUGUCCGACCUUUUCCGGAGGAUCAUGUGCUUUAACGGCAGUAGGAGGGGCAGCGACCAGUCGUACUAUCACGAACUUGACAUCGACGACCCUCAGAUCGCACUAGUGACCGCUGAUCCCACGAACGUAUCGACUAAUUCUCCAGACGUGAUUUAUAUUCGACUAAGAGACGACUCGCCCACAGAUGACCGGUGCAGGAGACGGUCGCGAAUGCUGUCUGAGGGAGAAGUGGUGCUACUCGAGUCGGUCGCCCAUCACGGUAAACGGUUACCCAACGGCCGGUUUCUCACCAUGCACAAACGUAGGCGGAAAAAGCUCACCACCCGAUCCUUAUCCAACGAGAAUGCGCCGGCGCUAUUGGACGACAUUCACCAUGGCCAAGUCCAGUGUGUGCUCAAGCACGUCUGGAAAUGGCCGUUCAACGCUUUUGCAUUAGACACAGCUACAGGGGGAAGAUCGCUUCCAGUACUUUGUGUUCAUCUUUUCCAUUGGUACGGUCUAAUGGAACAUUUCAAGUUGGACGUGGUCCAAGUUUGGAAACUUUUUAGUCUCAUAGAAGAAGGGUACCAUAGCACGAACCCUUACCACAAUGCCAUCCACGCUACUGACGUCACCCAAGCAAUGCAUUGUUUCCUGCAAGAAGACAAGUCUACAAACUUGUUUGCUAACACUUUUAAAAUGUGUAUCCAAAUAUACAAUCAUUCGAGAGAAAACAACUGUGCAGUACAAUUCAAUUUAAUCGCUUUGAAUUUGGUUAAGACAAAAACAGAAAUUACAAAAACAAAUGAAAAAGAUAUAAGUAWAAUAUACGAGUACAUUUUACUUGGUAUUUACGACAAAUCACUCAAAAUCAUAAUAAUUUAUAUUACCCCGGAUAAUAUUGAUAUACGCACGUAUGACGUAGUACGUACUAUAUCAAACAACAUGCCAUUGUUCUUCAAGUUUAUGGUGUUGCCGCUGUUCAAYCUGUGGCACAGAUUUUUGGACACCAAGCUGUCGCACUCGAUGAUGGAAAACCUGAGGAAGAACCAACAGCAGUGGGAAGAGCUCCGGGAACGCGAGAGCUGCGACGAGCAGCAGCUGAUUGCGGACGCCGACGACAUGAUUCUUGAACCGGAAAACGAUCCGGACACGCCGCAGCAGCAGCAGAACCGCCGGGGCUCACUUCCGGMCGUCAUGCUGGAGACCGUGGACAAGAUGGGCCGCCGGCACUCGGUGCCGCUGAACCUGGCCCGGGUCACCGGCCACGCGCUGCCGUGCACGAUGCUGCGCCGGGAAAGCCUGCAGGGCGCGCUGCYCUCGACGUUGCUGGUGCAAGUGGAAAACCGUCGACGUUUCACGCUGGGCCAGAUCCCGUACCUGGAAGAGGAGGAGGAGGGUCUGAGCAUUUCGGUUGGCUCGUCGAGGAGCAGCGGACUGCAGCGGUCGUCGGACGGCGGCGGUUGCGGCGGCGGCAGUAGCCACAUGGACGACCGGCCGGUGAGCGCCGAGAACCUGAUACCAGAGCCCAGCAUAGCGACCAUUACGAACACGGCCGACGCCAGCCGACUGUGCAACGUCAUACACGGCGUCACGUCGCCGGUUCUCGGGCACCAGUCGACGGCCGGAUGUUCCAGGGGCCUGACCAGGCAGCAGACGUUUCCGCCCAUCCAGCCGUACGUCCGGGCCAGGUAUCUGUCCACCGGCGGAGACACUGCGGCACCGUGUUCGUCGUCCAGCGGCGGCACGUCGGCCGUGUCCACGGCGUCCAGCCGGACUGGUUCGACCAGCAGCGAUGGUUGUCCGUCGGCGGGCGGCGGUGGCGGUGGCCACGGCGCCGGUGGAAACGGCACGAAGCGAGACUCGAUCCUGGACACAGACCGGGCGUUCAAGUUGGCCAGGUUUUCGUCCAACAAGGAGAAGGAGAACGUCGACCCGGCAGYACGGACCAAUGCGGAAAUCAGGCGUAACAGCAAUCACAUGAACCAGAUUUUGACGAGACGCCGAGGUUCAGCACCAGUUGGCGCCGGAAACGGUGAGAGUACUGGAUUCCUGACAGCCGGCAAGGGCCAAGAAGUGACCAUUCCAAGGCGCGGGUCUGUGCCAUCAGAUUUUUCCAAACAGAGUGCCCUUUUUAAGGUGGUGGCCACAGGGCCACUGUGCACAAAUAGCCCGAAGCAAGGCGCGAGACUCUUAACCAGUCUAAUGACGGUUUGCCAAUAUUCUGAACACCCUGCUGUAUAUUUUAGUGUGGUCCGUGUGACAAAAUUGAUAUCAAGUGUUUGGUCUUAA